Medicago truncatula (barrel medic) is the source of this 1333-nucleotide messenger RNA. RefSeq names its product GATA transcription factor 11. Lineage: Eukaryota; Viridiplantae; Streptophyta; Magnoliopsida; Fabales; Fabaceae. Gene Ontology annotation, cellular component: nucleus. The record is from RefSeq and is a predicted model, not a curated record. The coding region runs from base 175 to 1137 and encodes 320 amino acids. Gene Ontology annotation, molecular function: zinc ion binding; sequence-specific DNA binding. Gene Ontology annotation, biological process: regulation of DNA-templated transcription; cell differentiation. The transcript has 4 exons.
UAAGAAAAAAGUGGGAAAGAUACAUUUAUGUUAGAGUUAGGACAGCGCAGAGAGUAGACAGCAUCCAUCAACUGCGUGAACUGCAGAUAAGGGCUUCCUCAUCUAUCAUCAUCAUCAUUCAUGCGCCACCACCGCCGUUAAAUUUCUCUUUUUCCAGUUCCGGAUACUGCUAAUAUGAAGAACAGUUGGUUUUUUGACAAGAAUUUUAAUGGUGUGUCGGAUGAGAUUCUUGGUGACGUCGUUGAGUUUUUCGAUUUUCCACUUGAAGAUGUGGAAACGGAUGGUGUGGAACAAGAUUGGAAUGAUCAAUUCAAACACCUUGAAGAACCAUCUCUUGGUGUUUUUUCAAUACCAUCAUUUGAGCUACACGGCGAAACUCAAUAUGAGAAACCAAAGCUUGUGAACAAUUUCUCUGCUGCUGAACUUUCUCAUAUUGACAGAAGAAAUGUUGUGAAUUCAAGCUUAAAAGAUCGACGAGGACUACUUGGAAAGACUGCUGGACCGGCAUAUGGCAAAACUAUUCCCAUCCAAAAUGUCUCCUUCAAUGGAACAAAUUUACGCGGAUGCCGAACCUACAGCCCAGUUUCAGUUUUUGAAAGCAGCAGUUAUUCCUCGGUGGAGAGUUACAACUUUGAAUUACCAGUGAUCCCGGCAAAGCGUCCUCGUGGUAAACGCCGGCGCCUCUCAAGCUUCGACAGGCUAUUCUCAAUUCCAUUCAUACCUGCUUUUCAAAAGCAGCAAUCGGAUAAACAGCGUGCUGGUAAAUCAUUAUGCAGAGCCCAAAAAAGGCCAAGGAAAGACGAUACCUCCCAGCUCUCUGAUAGCAUUGAGACGAAGAGAUCAUCGUUACAUGAAUCUAUUGCUCCUAGAAAAUGUACGCAUUGCGAGGUAACUGAAACACCACAAUGGAGAGAGGGGCCUAAGGGUCCUAAGACCCUAUGCAAUGCUUGUGGAGUUCGAUACAGGUCUGGUCGCCUAUUUCCUGAAUAUCGGCCUGCAGCUAGCCCAACCUUUGAAGCAUCAGUGCACUCAAAUUCUCACAAGAAGGUCUUGGAAAUCAGGAAAAAGGUUAAUCAGGAGACUGUUAAAGGUUCUUCUAUGUUGUAUUUAUCAUCAAACCUUUCAGGAAUUCUCUAGGAUAAUAUUAUGUUAGAUAUUAUUGAGAAAGAACAAAUGUUAGUACUAGACAUUAUUCUAUUUGUUCAUUGUUAAUCUUUUUUAUAAGUAGGAUUCGAACUCGGUAUCUGAGGGCUUACAACACUCACACUGUGCAAGUAUUUGUUAGUUGUUAUUUUAGUACAAGGACAUGAAAGAUUGAACUGUAGAAUGACAA